This is a messenger RNA of Colossoma macropomum (tambaqui), 3718 nucleotides long. It is a transcript of the gene b4gat1, whose product is annotated as beta-1,4-glucuronyltransferase 1. NCBI's taxonomy places the organism in Eukaryota, Metazoa, Chordata, Actinopteri, Characiformes, Serrasalmidae. Gene Ontology annotation, molecular function: glucuronosyltransferase activity. The coding region runs from base 296 to 1591 and encodes 431 amino acids. The record is from RefSeq and is a predicted model, not a curated record. The transcript has 2 exons.
AAGCGCAGUCCAUGUACUGCCCGUGAUUUUCGCUGUGUGAUUCAAGCUGUUUUAUGGAUCUAAAUACUCAAAUUGGACCGCAAUGGACGUUAAUUCGAGACCCACCGGUGUAGCGCACAUAACCGGCAGCUGUAUUUACACGGCGGGUUCUCUCGUAUCAAGUCGGUAGGUUGCUAACGGCAACGGUGCUGCCAGCUAACGGAGCAGCGCCGAGGAGAUGAAGCAGCCAAGCUAACGUUAUUACAGAUGAGAGUUUUCUUCGGGCAUAUUCUUUAAACAGGACCACGUUUCUGGAAUGCCUUUCUCCAAAAAAUGCUCCGUGUUUAAAGUGGUGCUCAGUGCCCUGCUGAUAGUAGCGCUGCUGCAGCUCAUCUAUCUGUCGUUCCUCUCGAAGCUUCACGGCAAGGAGCAGCGCUACAGGUAUUCAGAACUGUUUGGGUCCAAAAAGAACCCUCACCUGGGAGAAAAGAACACCAAGAAAGAGCGACUGAGGUAUUCUUUGUCCAGCGGGGGGAUCUUCGACAACAGUGGUCAGUAUCGCAUUUAUAAAAACCUAAUCAAAAGCGAUUUCUCGACCAGUCAGAAGCCAGGAGCUGACCCGAGGUCUCACCACCUGUCCUUGGCCACCCACACCACCAUCAACAACCUCCAUCACCUGGACUCUCUGCUUGAACGCUGGCGCAACCCCCUUUCCAUUGCCAUAUUUGCUCACGGCCAGGAUGUCCGGUUUGCCACAGCCCUUGUGUAUGCCCUCAGCCUCUUCUGCCCACAAGUCCAAGAACUGGUGGACUUCCACCUGGUCUGCCACUCUGAGGAGACAGCCAGCUUUCCAGAGCAAGACAGAGAGCACUUUGCUGGCCUUGAGGAGCAGGGGUGCCCCGGUGUGUUUGCGAAGCUCGAGUCCCACAGGGACAAGUACAAAAACUAUGCCAUUGGGAGCAACGUCUCCUACCCCAACAACCUCCUCCGAAACGUGGCUCGCACUGGCACCGAUGCUGCCUAUGUCCUGGUCAUUGACAUCGACAUGGUGCCCAGUGCGGACUUACACCAUCAGUUUGUGACUAUGCUGAUGAGACGUGAGCCGCCCCAGGAUGAGGUCCUGGUUCUGCCUGCCUUCGAAAUCAGACACACACGCAAAAUGCCAGCUUCCAAGGCAGAACUAGUGCAGCUGUAUCAAGUCGGCGAGGUGAGGCCCUUCUACGAGGAACUGUGCUCACGAUGCCAGGCCCCCACUAACUACUCUCGAUGGAUUAAUCUAGCCGCCAAGAGCUCUGGGCCUUUGGAGGUAGCAUACACCCUGAAUUGGGUCGACCCGUGGGAGCCUUUCUACAUUGGGGCCAAAACAGUGCCCCUGUACGAUGAGAACUUCAAGCAGUACGGCUUCAACCGCAUCAGCCAGGCCUGUGAGCUUCACAUUGCUGGAUUCAGGUUCUCUGUCGUAAGUAACGCCUUUGUGGUGCACAGAGGCUUUAAGGUCCAGGGAGAGUUCCACAGCCGCAAAGACGAGGAGAACCGCAGGAACCGGCUGCUCUUCCGCAGCUUCAAGGAGGGUCUGAAGACCAAGUACCCCAACUCCCCUCGCCGCUGCUAAGGACUGAACACACACCUUACAUAAAGGCACAAAUGUCUGGGGUUAAGACGAAUAUCUGUUCUUGGGACGUUUCAUGUUGAAGUCAACUGAAAGGUCAUAGCAAUCACUUUGUUACAGUCGGGGCAGUUUACAUUCUGUUCCGAUGCAUUAUUUGGACAUAUUACCAAUAAACAAGCUAGUUUGUGAAAAUAUAACUUAUUUAAUUUAUUGCUUACUGUAUCAACAUUUGGUACUACACUGGAGAACAGGGUCUGCAUACACUGUUCAGCAGUUUGGAAUCAAGUCUCCAAUAUAAAACCAAUUUGGUUGCGGUAGCACAUAAAAGUGUUUAAAAGCUGUGAAUAGGAAUGAAGAAAUGUUUGAUUUGUCCAAAAUGAUGAACGGAGCUGUCGAAGUUUCUGAAUGACUGAGGAAGCUUUACAACACUGAGAAUAAAGUUAUAAUAAAAUGAAUAUCCAGAGCAGCUCUCUAAGCCUAGGUCCCUAUCUUCAGGAGUUCGCAAGUUCAAUCCCUGGUGAUUCCUCAUCCUUGGAGUCCAAACAUCUUAAUUAUUCUUGCUUGCUCUAGGUGAGCAGGCAUGGCCCUCCCUCUUUCCCCGUCACUCAGCUAGCCAGUGUGGGCAUCUUUUAACUGAUGCAUCAGAACUGGUAGAAAGCAUUCUCCUCUAAGCGAGUCAAGCUGUCCAGUGACCAAUAUGGUAAUGGGAGACUGAAAAUGUUUGGUGGCACUUCUUUUGUCUCAGAGGAAGCAUGUGCUAGCCUUCACCCACACAGGGUGCUAGCAUUGUGUGAAGGGUGGGAGACCUAGCUAGCGGGGGGAAUUGGCUACAACUAAAUUGGGUUAAAAAAAGAAUCCAGAAUUAAUCAUAUUUUAAAAGUGGAGAUCCAAUCUCAAGGAAGAGAAGUUGACAAAGAAGUGUGAAUAGAUCAUUACAGUAUACUAUUUAUCGUUUUAAAUAACUUCCUUUUUUUACCCAAUUCCAGUAACAAAUGUGUUUCCAAAGUGAUUCCAAACUUUUGAACAGUGUACCUACAUUAAAACUGGAAGCAACACACAACGCCAAGGCUAUCAAAAGAUAAUACUAAGCAGCCGUGGCACCAUUACCCCGUAUGAAAGUGAGUGAAAGAGUAACAUUAUGUAAAAGAACAAGGGCCUGGAGAUGGAAGAAAAACAAGAAAAAUCCUUUUGGAAAUCUUUGGCCUAAAACAUUCAGGACAAUAGUUUUUGAAGCAGAGUCAGUUUAGCUGUUAUAUUUAUCAGCUUGUUGCUUCUUUGAUGUGGUACACUCGACAAUAUGUAAAUUUAUGUCAGGAAACAAAACCCAUUUUCUGGAAGAAUUCAAAUGAUUUAAAAAUGUUGAUGCUCACAGUAUAUUAUAAUCUAUGAAUAUAUAAUGUAGCAUAUGGACAUAGUAAAAGGUCAUAACACUAAAUGAAAAUAGUAAUAAACAGCUCCAAAACACUGUACUAAGCAGACUUUAUAGAGGCUUUUUGGGAUUAAAUUAGUUCAGUAGUGUCAAUAAAUGUGAACACUAUGAUAGCUAUCAGUUUGUGAGCAAUUGAAUGUGACCUUAUUUCAGGUUCUCUCUAUUAUCUUCCCAAAGUUGGUUUACAUAUUAUAAAUCUCAUUGCUGUUGGUAGGAAACUUAAAGGGGGAGACAUGCUGAAAUUGUUGGGACUGACAUGUUGCAAUGGUCAUUUGUAGUACCUCAGCUACACCGCACCAAUGACUGACUCAGAAAUGAAUAAAAUAAUGAUGACUAUUUUCCAGCAUGGAUCAGCCCCCCCUUUAUGAUAACGGUGGAUAUUUAUAGUAGGAAGAUGCUGUUAGUAUGUACUUUUGAAGAAAUGGAUGUGUGGAAAUGUGUGUAAUUUGUGUCUAUAUUUUGGCCUGUAUUAUCUGUAUUAUGGAAAGAAGAACAGAAACAAAAUGUGAGAGAGUACAGAAUUCAAAUUAUGAUUAUUGUCUCCAAAUAGUGUGUUUUAACUUCUUAAUAAAUACUUUUAACAGGGGCAUUAAAAUAGUUUUUGUUACUUUAUAUUAAAACCAUGUCUGGAAGAACAUUACAUUGAUGUUAUACUAAAUGAAAUGAAUUAAUGUUAAAAAAUAAACUGACCAUGUAUUUUC